AUGAUUCACUCAAUCAUCCAGUAUCUGGUGUCAAUUUCAGACCGGGAGAGGCCUGUCUGGUUGCACGUUUUUAAGGAAGAAAUGUUCGAUGCUCUCGAUCUUUCGAUUGACACAAAACAACACGACAUUGUCCGUCAACUGACAACGCUGGUUCUGUCACAUUACGAAUAUUGCCGCUAUGAUUAUGCUCGCUGGCUCAUAAAGGCCGUUGACACCAAAGAUGUCGAAAUGGUCAAUCUCAUCCUCGACUUGGAGGUUGAGGCCACUCUGGACGUGGAUCGCGGAUGCUUCGGAGACAUUUGUUUUCUUGGAAACGUUCAGAUCAUGCGCAAGCUACUGAACAAAGGCAUUCUUAGAUUGAGAGAUCCAGCUCAUGACCCCUGGAGAACAGAGAUCCCUGGGAGUCACCCUGUUGAUUUGGCAAUUGCGGACGGUACCCCUGAGAUCCUGACAGCAGUCUUGGAAACCUUCUCCGAAUAUGAGAUGAGACUAGGAACCAAAACCUACGGUAUUCUGGUCCCAUUUCGCUGCGCUAUCUACUUUAGCAAGGCCUACGCAGUCGAGACGUUACUUGAGAGAGCAGAAACUCUCCAUCACGUGGAGCUUCCCUACGAAGCCAUCUUGCAGGUGGCUGCAGACCUGAAACAAGAAACCAUCUUCGACAUCAUCCGCAAACACGCCAUUGCAGCCGGAAAAUACGCCAGCGACUACGCGAGCGCCAGAACCGGGAAGGUUACAGUAAAGCAGUGA
Westerdykella ornata is the source of this 750-nucleotide messenger RNA. RefSeq lists its product as uncharacterized. Lineage: Eukaryota; Fungi; Ascomycota; Dothideomycetes; Pleosporales; Sporormiaceae. The record is from RefSeq and is a predicted model, not a curated record. Bases 1 to 750 code for a protein of 249 amino acids. The transcript has a single exon.